Peniophora sp. CBMAI 1063 is the source of this 738-nucleotide messenger RNA. Lineage: Eukaryota; Fungi; Basidiomycota; Agaricomycetes; Russulales; Peniophoraceae. The record is from the annotation of a GenBank genome assembly.
AUGUCCACCCAAACUCAUCCCUCCAUCUCCCACGCGGCAAACAUCGAGCAGAACAAAGCCUACUUCGACAAUAUAGCGGACAAGUACGACACCAUCCACGGCGCGCGCGAGAUCGUAGGGAUCAUCGCGAAAGCUAUGCGUGGUGCCGUUGAGCUCGAGAAGGAGAGCACGAGUGUGCUUGACUUUGGGUGCGGUAUCGGUCUGCUCUCGCGCGAACUAGCGCCGUACGUGAAGAGUAUCGUCGGCGUCGAUAUCAGCGAAGCGUCGGUCGAAGUUUACAACCGCCUCGCUGCUGAAUCGGAUGACGCGGAUAAGAUGAAGGCCGUUGUUCUUGAUCUUCAAGGUGCGCCGGGUGAGCUCGAGGAUAAGAAGUUCGACGUGGUCACGUCAUCUAUGGUAUACCACCACCUCGACACCCCCUCGCUCUACACACAAAUCCUCGCCUCGCACCUCGCCCCCUCCGGCAAACUCCUCAUCGCCUCCCUCAUGCGCCGCACCAACUUCAACACUUCGUCAAUGUCCGAGUCCAUGCUCGCCGCCAUCCCCAACAUGGCUGGGUUCACGGAAGAGAGUAUCAAGGAGAUGUUCGAAGGCGCCGGGUUGAAGGAUGUGAAGUAUGCUAAGAUCUGGGGCGGGGUGGCGCCGGCGCCGCAGCAUGUGAAGGUUAUGGUUCCGGACGAGGAGAGGGUGAUUGAGGUGUUUUUGGCGGUGGGGACGAAGCCGGAGGGUGAUGUUUGA